AUUUUGUUGUUUUGUAAAUAGUAUGGUAAAAAUACACAUUUUUUUAACUAUAAAUCUUUAAUAUUUAUGGAAAAAUAGCCAUUGCGAAAAACAAACGUCAUGACUGACGUAAGCUCGUACAGAGACCAACACUUUAAAGGCUCUCGAGGUGAGCUGGACAAGAUAUUGCGCUUGUCUACGACCAUAUACAUUGGAAACUUGGCGUUUUAUACAACGGAGGGACAGAUAUACGAACUGUUCUCGAAGUGUGGCGAUAUUAAGCGCAUCGUCAUGGGCCUGGAUAAAUUCAAGAAAACACCCUGUGGCUUUUGUUUCAUUGAGUACUAUACAAGGGAAGAUGCAGAUAAUUGUAUGCGGUUCGUCAACAGCACCCGACUGGAUGACCGCAUCAUAAGAACAGACUGGGACGCCGGAUUUAUAGAAGGCAGACAAUACGGCCGUGGAAAAACAGGCGGCCAAGUUCGGGACGAGUAUAGGACUGAUUAUGACAUUGGCCGAGGUGGUUACGGCAAAAACGCACAACCCAAAGCAGACAUGAUAAUAUUCGGCAGAAACAAAGAUUCCCUUCCUAUGGAAUAAUGCACAAUUUCAACGAAAUCUGCACCGAAUUAUUAUUUUUAAAUAUAUAUAAUUUUUUUUUCCAAUCAUGUAAGUGUAUUCAUUCAAUUCAAACUCAAAUUAUCAAAUUAUGAUCAUGUUUUAUAACAUUGGGAUGUGACAUUUUUAAGUUGUUCGCACAAAUGAAUGAUUAUGCAUUGCUGUGAAUAUAUUAGCAUGAAAGAAGAACCUUUGUAUUUGACCAACAUUUGGAAACUGCUGUUCAAAGUAAAUAUACUGGACCAUAAUCAUAUUAUUGAAUUGUGGCACUCUUUUCAGUUUGCUUGUUUUAUUGUUUUUUUUUUUAACAAUAUUUGUAGUAAUUAUUAUAUAAUUAAUAUUAAUGAACGAUCAACUUGUUCAAAGCUGUAGCCAUAAAUUCAAUAUUUAAUAAAUACAACUCUUAGUGAAUUAA
Messenger RNA from Acyrthosiphon pisum (pea aphid), 1012 nucleotides. Its product is annotated as nuclear cap-binding protein subunit 2-like. Gene Ontology annotation, biological process: mRNA cis splicing, via spliceosome. Gene Ontology annotation, cellular component: nuclear cap binding complex. NCBI's taxonomy places the organism in Eukaryota, Metazoa, Arthropoda, Insecta, Hemiptera, Aphididae. Gene Ontology annotation, molecular function: RNA cap binding. The transcript has 2 exons. The coding region runs from base 100 to 579 and encodes 159 amino acids. The record is from RefSeq and is a predicted model, not a curated record.